ACGGUGGCCCUAUUUUCUUCUCUCAUCCGACCUCACCCUACAUAUCUUAAUUAUAUAAGUGUUUCUAGAAAAAGAAACUGAUCUAUCUGAGAGAGAAAGAGAGAGGAGUUGAUAAAAACUCGCUGUGGCUUCCGGCGAAUACGCUGAUAAAUAAUAUAGUUUUCCGACGAUUUCGGAAAUCAGAUUUGUAUCAGCCUUCUAUAUUUUUCUAUAAUUACUUAUACCAUCUAAUCGUUUCCUCGAUCCAAUUGGUUCUUCGUCGUGAUUUUGCCCUAUCAUUUUUAUACCCACGACGAAGAUCCCAUAUGGCCGGGAAAUCUCCCCAACCCACCCAUUCCGACGUCGUAUAACCCGUUCGUCGGACGGUGUUUGAUUCUACACGAAACUGGGACUUGGGAGGUGUGGAUUUUGUCAUUCAAUUGAUCGGUGGGUCUUGAUUAAUGGUCACGAAAAAACAACAGAUCGCCUUCCACGGAUCUCCAAUGGAACGCCGGCAGUUUUUGUUAGAUCCAGAGGAGUGUUCAUCCCGUGGUAGUCACCACCGCUUAGCCGAGGUCGCCGGAGGAACCACAGCUGAAUGUGCAGCGGUGGUCUGCUGCUUCCCCUGCACCGUCGUUAACUUUUUGGUGUUGGCCGUGUACAAGGUUCCGGCGGGUUUGUGCCGGAAGGCUUUAAGAAAGAAGCGGCGCCGCCGGCUCAAGAAGAAAGGGGUAUUGAUCCAAACUUCGCAUGGCGUUGACGGGAUCAGCAUCGAUGGGACGGAGUUCUCCCUCCAUACGGCGGCGGCCGAUCGGUUAGUUGUGAAAUCGAUGGACUCUGACGAAGAUUUAAUCGAGUUAGAAAAUGAGAUGUGGGAGACGUUCUACGGAACCGGGUUUUGGAGAAGUCUCUCUCAAAGGAUCGAUUGAAAAUGAUCCGGUCAGCCUCGUAGACCACAAACCUAAACCGCCUUGCAAUUCAUGCUUGUACUGUACAAGUCUGCACUCCCAAUACAAACUAAUAGAGCGUAAAAUCCAGCUUUGUUAUAAGUACAUAUUUACCCUCCCUAUCCCAUGCAAGAUUCUUUCGAUUUGUAGGAGUGAAAAUAGGCAAAAUCCAGAAUUUGGGUUUGUUUUGGUUUAAAGAGAAAAAAAAAAGUUUUUUUUUUCUUUUUCAAUUUUGAGUAUAUAUAUUCAUUUGAACUUUUAUGUUAAAUCUUAUAUGAAAAUGAUUUGAUGUUUUCGAUCCA
This is a messenger RNA of Lactuca sativa (garden lettuce), 1228 nucleotides long. RefSeq lists its product as uncharacterized. The record is from RefSeq and is a predicted model, not a curated record. NCBI's taxonomy places the organism in Eukaryota, Viridiplantae, Streptophyta, Magnoliopsida, Asterales, Asteraceae.